UCCUAAUGACACAUAUUUUAAUUGUCUCAAAUCAAAUUGUACCCAUUCAAUUCAAUUACAACUUGACAAGUUGCCUUGGUCGUGUGGUCUACUCUAAGGUGCCUGCAUGGCUGACAUUUGAAAGUCCAGGGUUCGAUUCCCGUGAGCACGGUGUUUAACGGGCAGUGCCCCUUCUGUACAUUCAAACAAAUGGAAAUACUUUAUGCAUUCAGGUAAAAAGAUGUGCAGUUAUUUAAAAAAAUAGAAAGCUUUACUCGAUGUACAACAAAGCGCCUUUUAGGGGUGGAAUAAACACUUCCCACUGCCACGGGUCAAAAAAAAAUUAUCUUCAUACCUUGCCUAUGAGCAAUAAAUAUAAUCAUACGCCCCUUUUUAGAUCCCAAGUAUUGAUAGUACAUGGUUGAGAAUAGUUUGAACUGACAACCAUUUCAAUACAAACCUCCAAUAGGUAAUAAUCAUAAAAUUGGACUUUGUUCUCCCUCUGUUAUAGCGUACUUUUCAAUCGGAUGAAUCACAUGUCCAGCUGAUAUAUUACUAUCCCUGGCAAACUAUGCAGACACCUUCUUAUUUGGAGUAGAAACAAACACGUACUGUCAGGAUUGAACAAUCGGAAACGAUUAUCUGGGUUUCUACAGAUUAAUUACGUCAUAUUACCGAUUUUCCUGUUGCUGCUGACAUCUCGUUUGAUCUCCACUAAAAUGUCAGACAACAUGUCGAUGACCACUGAAGAAGCGAUCGUCUUCUUGCGAGAUGCUCUUGGUAUUGAAACCACGAUGGAGAGGAUUCAUCAGGACAAGGUUGCAUUCUUGGAUGAACUUGUAGUAGCAUGGCUUCAUCAUAUCCCUUUCCAAUCCAUCAAGGCCAUCUCGGUACCUCAUCCUGACCGCCAUCUUCCAACAUUCAAGGAGAUCAAACAGGAUCUGUUGUCUAAGGUUGGUGGUCUGUGCUACGACCACAGUCUGAGUACGAUGGCCGUCCUUCAAGCCUUGGGUUACGAGGUUUCAUUGGUGACAUGUGACGUCAGCUUCAAAGAUAGUCAUGCCUUGAAUCUGGUCCACAAUGCCUCUUACCAAGGUAGCAUCCAUAUGGUGGAUGUUGGAACGGGGUACCCAACAUUCAAGGCUAUACCGUUCAACUUUGAUCUUGUAUCUCCUGAGUAUCAUCAUUCAUAUCUCCGCUUCCGGUUUAUCCGCGAAGGAGACCUCAUCAUCCGUCAACACCAUGCUGAUACUGACCCUAGAGCUUCCCUGUGGCCCGACAGAGUCAAGGAUGGCUGGUAUUCCUUCAUUUACAUCCAUGCCGACCAGCCGCAGAAGGUCUCCUACUUUGAUGAAGCCAUGACCAUUGUCUACACCAAGAAGAUACCUACUCCACCAUAUCUUACCAGCCCUCGAUGCAUGGCAUGGCCACAUGGUCGAUUCACCUGCAUCAAAGACACAACAUUAUUACUUGAGAAUGAUGAGGGUAGAGUUGAAAAGUUUUAUCUAAAGUCACUUGAUGAUGUCCUUACUGCGUAUAAGAAGUACUUCCCACAAUUCCCCGAAGAAACUUUGAAAGCAGUCAUGAAUGACCCAUGGGUUGAUAUAGACUACUCGAAGAUAUUACCAGCUACUGGACAUGCAUAGAUUUUAUUAUUCAUUCAUAAUUAUUUACUAUAAUUUUGUUUUGUACAUGUAUACUAAUUGCAAUAUGAGGAGCACCAUGUAAUCGAUCAGUGUAAUUUGUUUGAAAUAACUUUACUAUAGAACUAUGAAGUCAAUGUCUGCAUCGCUGAAUCCAUUUAUGACUUCAAAACGAUUGAACCUUUCCGUUAUUUUAGUUGGACCUUUUUUUAUUUUUAAAACUAAAAUCUGCAUAUCGUUUUAUGUCUUUUUUUAUCGGUGAUAAAAAAAGACAUGUUCUUUUUAUCGAUUUUUUCUUGAAUAAAACAUGAAUAAAUAAAUGAUAAAUAAAUAACUUUGAUCAUGAACCAAUCAAUACAACCUUCAAACUAGCGUCAAUGGAACAGUUGGUAGACCUAUACUUUAAUGUCUCUUACUUCAUGCUUCAAGGGAAAUGUAUAUUGAGUUACUGAUGACAUUGAUCAAAUCAAUGCCGUUUAGGUAUAGUUAAACUCCCCGUAUCUUAACGAAUUUAUCUUUAUAGUUUAUAGGAGACUUAAAACGUUUAUUAACAUAAUCUGUUAAGUAUUUCAAAUGCCAAUGAAAUUUUUUACCACUGAGAAUUUUGAAUGUUGAAUUAUUUAUAAAUAUUAUAUUAAGAUUGUAAAAAAAGUUCUGCAAGCCUUUUUCACAUUUUGGGGAAUGUAUAAUGUGUGAUGCCCCAUAAUUCCUUUCAUAAGG
Messenger RNA from Lytechinus variegatus (green sea urchin), 2342 nucleotides. RefSeq lists its product as uncharacterized. The record is from RefSeq and is a predicted model, not a curated record. NCBI's taxonomy places the organism in Eukaryota, Metazoa, Echinodermata, Echinoidea, Temnopleuroida, Toxopneustidae. The coding region runs from base 699 to 1625 and encodes 308 amino acids. Gene Ontology annotation, molecular function: acetyltransferase activity. The transcript is spliced from 2 exons.